AUGGGGUUGACGUUAGUUUCAAUUAGCUGCCUCACAUCCGCUGGGUACACAGUGUUGUUCCAUGAGAACUUAUCCAAAAUCUUCAAUGAGAAGAAGAUGAUGAUGGGGGAGAUACCAGUAGACAAAGGCCUAUACUGCAUUAGAGGUCCAAAGAGACCAUUUGCCGGAGUAAUGAAUGCAAAAGAAGCACUUACUAUGCGAGAUGUCCACACCAGAUUCAGCCACAUUGCUCCCAAUAGCAUCAAAUGCAGGCUAAAGGAUGGCAUCAUUACUGGAAUUGCGCUAGAUCCUUCGGAACUCACCUUAGACAAAUGCGACUCAUGCGAGUAUGCAAAGGCCACUCAAAAAGCCAUUGGGAAGAAAUUCGGUGAUGAGGUGCAUAUGGACCUUUGGGGACCUUCGCCAGUACAAACACCUGGACACAAAGAGUACUUUGUGUCAUUUACAGAUGACCAUACUUGA
Suillus discolor is the source of this 462-nucleotide messenger RNA. RefSeq lists its product as uncharacterized. The transcript is spliced from 2 exons. The record is from RefSeq and is a predicted model, not a curated record. Lineage: Eukaryota; Fungi; Basidiomycota; Agaricomycetes; Boletales; Suillaceae. The coding region runs from base 1 to 462 and encodes 153 amino acids.